ACCGCCCGGAUCCUUCUCCGUCUUCAUUGAUUACGCUCGAUCUGCAGAAACCUCAAACGAUGUCUGCCCUUCACGACCACAGCCACAAAACCUCUAAGCCGACCAACACGGGGGGCUGCUGCCUGGCCGACUGCACCUUGGAGAAUGCGUUGAAGAUCAUCGUCGACAUCUAUCAUCAGUACGCUCCUAGAGAGGGCAAGGACGACUACCUGAGCCAGAAGGAUCUGAAAGAACUUCUCCAGUGCCAGGCCCCGACCUUUCUCUCUGCUUGUGGUAGAAGCAGCCCCGGCUACAUCGAAAAGCUUUUCAAGGAGGCCGAUGUCGACAAGAACAAAAACCUGACCUUUGAGGAAACCUUCACGGUGUUCGCUCUGUUGGCGGAUGACGCCCAUCGCAUCAGUCACGGCGAGGACAGAUGUGGCCCCGACAAGGACUGAGUGCCCCUGUAGAUGCGGCCGAAAGACGGAGGCCUUGGUGUUAUCGGCAUUGGCAUAGUUUCUCACUCGAGUUGUGACAUUCUCCAGCAAUACCAAAGUUGAAUUAUAUGCUGCCUUGGAUGGAAAUACACUCUUAACACUGUU
Heteronotia binoei (common prickly gecko) is the source of this 581-nucleotide messenger RNA. RefSeq names its product protein S100-A7-like. The coding region runs from base 60 to 437 and encodes 125 amino acids. Gene Ontology annotation, molecular function: transition metal ion binding; calcium ion binding. The record is from RefSeq and is a predicted model, not a curated record. The transcript is spliced from 3 exons. NCBI's taxonomy places the organism in Eukaryota, Metazoa, Chordata, Lepidosauria, Squamata, Gekkonidae.